Messenger RNA from Hermetia illucens (black soldier fly), 830 nucleotides. It is a transcript of the gene Cpr49Ag, whose product is annotated as endocuticle structural glycoprotein SgAbd-4. Bases 165 to 644 code for a protein of 159 amino acids. NCBI's taxonomy places the organism in Eukaryota, Metazoa, Arthropoda, Insecta, Diptera, Stratiomyidae. The transcript is spliced from 3 exons. Gene Ontology annotation, cellular component: chitin-based extracellular matrix. The record is from RefSeq and is a predicted model, not a curated record. Gene Ontology annotation, molecular function: structural constituent of chitin-based larval cuticle.
UGAUGAUCAGUAAAUGCCCGACAAUACGCACAAUUUGUUCAUAUAAAUACCAGCCCGGAUCCAAAUUCGGGAUUAGUUUUUUGAACCACUUUGAACCAAAACCAUUAUUAAUCUAGUCUCUAGAACUGCCAUAUUUAGUGAAAAAUUUACCUUGUGUGAUCAACAUGUUCAAGUGUGCCGUAUUCUGUGUGAUAUUUUUCGCUGCCGCGUUCGCCCGGCCACAGUCCAAUGACCCAACCCCCAUACCUAUAGUGGCGCAAUACUCUAAUAACGCCCCAGAUGGCAGUUUUAACACCACUUACGAAACAGGAAACGGUAUUAAAGUGCAAAAUUCUGGCUACAUUAAACGAAUUCAUGUUCCUGCACAUGAAGAUGAAAGUGGAAAGUUGGUAGAAGAACACGAAGAGGAUAUCAUCGUUCAAGUUGGAUCAUUCUCCUACACCGAUACUGAUGGUAAUGUGAUUUCCCUCUCGUAUAUCGCCGAUGAGAAUGGCUUCCAACCAACUGGAGAUCAUUUGCCCAAAGCACCUCAACCAGAUCAAACCGAAUCCUUCGCCAGAUCCGUCGGACAACCCCAGCAACAACAGUUCACACAACAGCCACAACCCUUCUCUCUGCAACCACAAGGACAAGGUCAAUUUUAAGGAACAAAUGUCUAAGCGGUCAAGAGGAGAUAUGGCGUAAAUAAUUUCAUGGAAGCGAACCAAAAGUCAGUGGUUCUGAGGUUCAAUUACACUGGAAUCACGUUUAGCAUUAAUUCAAAAUUACUCAUAUAUGUUUGUAUAAUGUAUUUUUUUAAAUAAAGUGAUUUUAUAUUGUUGCAGAAAUAA